Messenger RNA from Vitis riparia (riverbank grape), 1586 nucleotides. RefSeq names its product transcription factor VIP1-like. NCBI's taxonomy places the organism in Eukaryota, Viridiplantae, Streptophyta, Magnoliopsida, Vitales, Vitaceae. The record is from RefSeq and is a predicted model, not a curated record. Gene Ontology annotation, molecular function: DNA-binding transcription factor activity. Gene Ontology annotation, cellular component: nucleus. Gene Ontology annotation, biological process: regulation of DNA-templated transcription.
AAGAUUCUUUCACAUACGCCCUCGCCGUUACGUUUACCACCAAAAAAAAACAAAAGAAAGUCUCUCAUCCUCCUCAUCAACAUUUCCACCUCCGGGGAGUUCGAAUAACCCCCACAUGGACCACCACUUCGCCGGAAAGCCCUUGGCGGCCAGCCCAUUCGGCAACCGGGCCGAUAUCGACCAUAUGCCUGACGCUCCAUACCGAGGGGCCCACCACCGCCGGGCUCAGUCCGAGACUUUCUUCCGCUUCUCGGACGACAUCCUUCUCGACGCCGAUGCCGACGUUGAUGUCGACUUCAACCUCGAUAUCAUCUCCGACAACACCAACAGUGGAGCUGCCGGCGUCCCAAUGGCUGUUGAUUCUUCCAAAUCAGAGGAUUCCAACGGUGGGUACUCCGCUUCGGCCAAGGCCAAGUCGCUGGACCCUAUCAACCACUUCCGGAGCUUGUCGGUGGACGCUGACUUUUUUGAGGGUCUGGGAUUCUCACCGGCGGCUACGGCUGCGGCUGGGGAGAGCUCUGACGGCGGUGGAGCGACUCAGGAGAAGAGGGUGCACCAUCACCGGCAUAGCAACUCGAUGGAUGGUUCUACGACGUCGUUUGAGGUUGAAUCGUUCAUAGGUUCGGAUGGUGCGAAGAAGGCUAUGGGACCUGAUAGACUCGCAGAGCUUGCUUUGAUCGAUCCCAAGAGAGCUAAAAGGAUUCUUGCAAAUAGACAAUCUGCUGCACGUUCAAAGGAGAGGAAAAUACGCUAUACUAAUGAACUGGAGAGGAAGGUGCAGACACUUCAGACAGAAGCAACCACCCUCUCUGCACAGGUCACUAUGCUACAGAGAGAUACCACUGGACUGACUGCCGAGAAUAAGGAACUCAAACUACGGUUGCAGGCCAUGGAGCAACAGGCAUCUCUUAGAGAAGCUCUAAAUGAAGCAUUGAGAGAAGAAGUACAGAGGCUUAAGAUUGCAACUGGACAAAUCCCAGCUGUCAAUGGAAACAGUUUUAACAGAAGGCUGCCUCCACAGUUUUCCUCCCAUCCUCAGGCUUUACAUCAUUUUGGUGCCCAGCAGCAGCAGCAGCAGCUUCACAUGCCUCAAUCAUCUACCAACAACCAAUCUCUAAAUGGGCAGCCCCAGCCUAGCUUCUUGGACUUCAAUCAGAGGGUUUGAUGACUAGCCAGAAAACCUAAUUGGCAGGAAGGCAGAAUUUGAGAAUUAGAAGGUAAUACAUCCUUGGGUAGGAUCUUGUACAUGUAAAUAUGUAUGUGUGCAGGUAAAGGUUGUGAAGAGUGUUUCUCAGAUCAGUCCCUUGUAUCAGUUACACUGUUGGCUAUGUUACCUUUAGGUUAGAAUUCAUGCAGUAGUUCAGUGAGAUCCUAGUGGAGCAUUUAAUGGAUGGAUGAAUAAACAUUCAUAAUCUGUCUUUUUUCCUUCUGAGAAUGAUUAGUUGAUAUAGUUAGAGUUAAUCAAAAUGGAUCAUAUAUUGGUGUUAGAAAAUCUGUUUCUCCCCUUUUUAGUUCCUGUAGUUAGGGUUGGAAUAUGUUUGAAAUACAGGUAAACACAAUACUCAAGGACUGCUCUGUUCCAGAAA